Molecule: messenger RNA, 1239 nt
Organism: Acromyrmex echinatior (Panamanian leafcutter ant)
Lineage: Eukaryota; Metazoa; Arthropoda; Insecta; Hymenoptera; Formicidae
Biological process (GO): autophagosome-lysosome fusion
Source: RefSeq, a predicted model, not a curated record
UACGAUAAUUUUCAAAGUAACAUCAGGCAAUGAUGUACUGUUGGCAAAUUUCUUAAUACACGAACUAUUUUCUUAGUUUAUAAUAUCCACGUACAAAAAGAUGCUCUUUUUAGAGUUGAGAAACAAACUUGGCCAGCAACGAAGAUAAUACCGAGUCUCAUUAACGAGUUAUAGUCUUUUUCCAUCUGCUCCCGUCAAAUUUGCUCCGUGUGGCUUAGCAUGUUAUUGUCGUCGGUCCUUUAAACGGUCUUAAAAAAAACUUUCCCUAUAUACUAUGGGCGCAAAGUUACGACGCCCAUAAUCUCGCCUCUGCCUUCGCAGUACUUUAAGAAAUCGAGAAGUUUAAUGCGACUUUGCGCGCGAUGCUUUUUAGCGCAAAGUCUAUAAUGCGCGGAGAACAACUCGCGAAACAACACGCUACCAUUUCUUUCUCGUCUUCUUUUUUUUCUUUAUCUCUGCUCACAGCCGAUGCCGUCUCGUUUCCAGAGUACUUAUGCCAUGGAACUUGGGUGGAGAACGACACCGCUUACUUGGUGGCUAGCACCGACGUUGGGCGUUACUGCCUCGUUUACAGCGCGUCCGCCGCGACGACAGGAAGUCGUGAACUCUCGGUGACGGGCCAUCUCGCUUCCUGUCCGAGAGCCUCUCAUCGCUAUCCAGUUUCGUGGCAGGUGAACCUCACGUCGUACGCUCAAUGUGGCGACGUUUCGUCGGGGACCACGUGGGCACUUCGGGUGCCAAUGUCUCUUCUCUACAUCGUUUUCCUCGGAGCUCUUCUCGCCAGAUACAUCGCGAGGUGAUGCCACUGAGCCGAGACGCGCCACACACCUGUGGCUAUAUAGUUGAAAGAACAAAGACUUUUAUUGCGAAAUAUUUGCAUUUGUGGUGAUUAUAUGUGACAUUCUGGUACGGUGAGGUAAACUAAAUAAUCAAUCUUACUUAGGACAUAAGUGAAUGCGUGCGUUAUGACGCAGGGAUAGAUGAAGUGAUUAAGAAAAAUUAAAGAGACAAGUCGAAAACGGGUAAGGUAUACAUAUAGAAAUGCAUGUGCCAGCCCCGCGAAUGUGGCAGAGCCAAGUGUGGAAGCGAGGCUUUAUGAAUGUAUAUAAAAUUCGAUGCGAAACGUGAGCUUCCUACACACGUUCCGCUACGCGCGAGACAUCAAUUGAUAAAUAAUAUUAUUGAAGAAAAAGUCAAAAACUCAAUUAUCAAAACUCAACUAUCUUAUUAUAAAAGAGA